Messenger RNA from Seriola aureovittata, 5783 nucleotides. RefSeq names its product mutL homolog 3 (E. coli) (gene mlh3). Gene Ontology annotation, biological process: mismatch repair. Bases 392 to 4024 code for a protein of 1210 amino acids. The transcript is spliced from 12 exons. The record is from RefSeq and is a predicted model, not a curated record. Gene Ontology annotation, molecular function: ATP binding; mismatched DNA binding; ATP hydrolysis activity. Gene Ontology annotation, cellular component: mismatch repair complex. Lineage: Eukaryota; Metazoa; Chordata; Actinopteri; Carangiformes; Carangidae.
CAGUAGGUGGCGGUAUGCAAAUUACAAGCUGGUUGCAACUUUCCAUUGAUCCAAAGAAAAAGAAGGACGAGGUCCUUCACACCAGAAGAUGGCGCUGUCAGCGUCAAAUGUUAGCUCUUACGUUCAUGUCUUUGUUUUUCGUUGACUGUAAACAGUAGCUAGGUGUGUUGAUUUUAGUCAGGUUUUAGUCCGUUUUAUUGUUGAUUUUAAUGAUUUUUGAAACCAGAAGUAUUUUGAAUAUGUCACGGUCAAAAAGUUAUCGUUGGAACUCGUGGAACUAGCUAGCGUUAAGCUAAUGUCUCUGGACGUUAGGCAGCAACGGUCUAGUUAUGUUAUUGCUUGUAUUGCUCGGUCAGGACAGGGAAGAGAAUAAACAUACCAACUGAAUUUAAUGAACACCAUGAUUAAGUGUUUGCCCAAAGAGGUUCAGGGGAAACUUCGCUCCGGUGUCGCCAUCCCCUCCCUUCAACAGUGCGUAGAGGAGCUCAUCCUGAACAGCAUCGAUGCCGGAGCGACCUGUGUCGGAGUCAGGAUGGACAUGGAGGCGUUCAAAGUUCAGGUAAUCGACAACGGCGCUGGGAUGAGCGUUGAGGAUAUGGAGUGUGUGGGAAACAGAUACCACACAAGCAAGUGCAACUCUCUUGAAAACCUGGACAACCUCAGGUGGUAUGGCUUUAGGGGAGAAGCCUUGGCGAGUAUAGUUUCUUUGGCCGCACUUGUUGAAAUCACAUCCCGAACCAGAUCAUCCGUGAAAACAAACGUGAAAAUGUUCAAGAACGCCAAAGGUUUGGAUGUCUUCGAAGCAGAGACUGCUCGACCGUCUGCAGGGACAACUAUUGUCAUUUGUAACUUCUUCCACAACAUGCCAGUCCGGAGGAAGAGGAUGGAUGCUGUCCUGGAGGGUGAGAGGAUCAGACACAGAGUGGAGGCUAUUUCCCUGAUGCAUCCCUCUGUGUCUUUCACCCUCAAGAAUGACUGCACGGGAGUCAUGACGGUGCAGCUUCCCAAAGCCAAAAACACUUACCACAGGUUUGUUCAGAUACACAGCCUUGGGCGAGCACAGAAACUGGGAGAAAUUUGCUACACACAUGGACAGUUUGAAGUGACGGGUUACAUUGGCAGAGAGGGCCACUACAACAACAGUUUACAGUUCCUGUAUGUAAAUGAUAGACUGCUGCUGAAAACACAGAUACACAAGCUGUUGAGUUUUCUCCUACGUAGACUGAGCAGUUCAAAUCAGAAAAAUGACAGUCCAGAUGGGCAGUCUGCCAUCAGGAGUCCAAAGCACAAACGAAACCAAGACCUGCAUGGAGUAUAUAUCAUCAACAUCAAAUGCUCUUACUCUGAGUAUGACAUCUGUCUUGAGCCUGCCAAAACUCUAAUAGAGUUCAAAGACUGGGAUGGCAUUUUGCUGUGCAUUGAAGAGGCAGUGAAAGCUUUCCUGAGAAAGGAGAACUUGGUGGCUGUGCUUUCUCAAGAAGACUUGGACUGUGUGUCUCCUGAACUGUUUGGCACUGACAAUAUGGACCAAGAGGGGAACAACAGUGGUGAAGGUGGCCAAGCAACUAGGAGUGCUUUCACACUAGAUUGCAGUGUCGGAAUGAAACUGGCAUCUGAAUCUGUUCAUCGUAAGCGCAGAGAUAUUUCUGAGGAUGGUGUUUGCCAGGAGUCUGGUCUGAUGGAAUGUGAAGAAACUGAAGCUGAACAGAUACCCACAAGUGACAUGGAAAAGAUACAAAGUGAAGGAUGCAUAUCUGAAGAAUGUAGAGAUGAGCCACGAUGUGAUCUGGCUCAACUGGAACUUGCAUCUGAUGAUAACAGAAUUGAAGUAGAGGAGCCAACAUUCAGUAAAGCUGGGGAAGGCUCUCAAUUUUUAUGCCUGUCAAGUCACUCACAGCUUUCAAAUGAAAGAGACAUAUUGAUUAGUUCUACCUCAACCAGCAAUGUGACUUUACCAGACUGCAUCACUCAACAAAUUCAUCCUGAUUUAUACAGUAUCGAGCAAUUAUUACCUGACUGUCAGGGUCCAGGAGGACACAGACGGACAUUGAUAAGUAACAGAAAGAUCAGUCUGUCUGAUCCAUUCAUUCAUCAAAGCCUGCACACUCAUGACCUGUCCCAAAUCAACAAGUCAGUAUUUCAGCAGCAAAACCUAGCACAGAAAGGUGAUAAGAGAUCCUUUGCAUCAAAGUGCAAAAUUUCACUGGAUGCAAGCCAUGACAGAUCUUGUCGGAAACAUUGCGAAGACUUUGAUCCUAUUGUUCCCUCAAAGAUUCCCAGAUAUGUAUCCUGUCAAAGGUUUUCUUUACCCAAAGAAUCUGGAUCUCUUGACAACUUUAGAAAAGUAUUUGGUAAAUGUGAUGAAAUAAAAUUACCCUCUUUGGAGACUCAUUUACAGAACAAUGCUAGGCUUCCACAGGCAAACACAGGCCUUAUUUCGAAUCCCCAGAAUUUGUCAAUUUGUCAAAAAGAUCAGCAAGAUGUUGAUCUUACACAGCCACAAAAAAAGGAGACACAGAGCAGCCUCCGAAGCCCAGCAACCCUCUCAGUUUUCACUAAACUAAAACCAGUCUCAGCUCAGAAUAAAGGCAAAAAAUCUUUGGCUGCUAAACUCUGUCAUUUGAAACAGCACAGGACAGAAGCUUCAAAGGUGUUACCGCACUUUUCCAGUACUACCUCAGAGGACAAUAGCUGUCUCAGCAGUGGUAAUGAUAUCCAAGACAGAAACAACAAUGAGAAUCCCUGUGACACUGCACUGAACCCUGAGCCAGUCUCAUGUAGCAAUGCAAACCCUCAAUUGUGUGAGAAGGAAGGGGAUUCAACAUCAGGUGACUGGCUUCAUCACUACGAUACAUCAGUGGGAAAGAAUGUUUACAUCAACAGAGUGACCGGGCUUAGCAAAUAUGAGGAUCCAUCCACCGAAGAAACACAUGUGCGCUGUACAUCUGAUGUCACCAAUAUGGCAGUUAGUGUCAUCUCUGAAACAGGGAUGGAAUACAGGUGUUACCCAUUUCAGGUGGAUCUAGUGUUGCCCUUCCUGCCUAGAUCCAGGACAGAGAGAGUGAUUAGUUCAGGGCUUGAUGACAGAGAUGAUGGUGGUGAGAGCUCCAAUUCACUUUCUUCAUUGUACUCGAAAUGGAAAAAUCCUGUGUUUGUCCAACCUCCUAUGGUUGGUGUGGACAUAUCAAAUGGGCAAGCUGAUGGACUGGCUGUAAAGAUCCAUAACAUCCUGUUUCCAUACCGCUUUUCUAAGGCCAUGAUUCACACAAUGAAGGUUAUUCAUCAAGUGGAUAAGAAGUUUCUUGCAUGUCUAAUCGAUACAAGAGACGAAGAACCUGCAGCACACACUGAAACUGAAGGAAAUCUUCUGGUGCUGGUGGAUCAACACGCUGCACACGAGAGAGUUCGGCUCGAGAAUUUAGUUGCAGAUUCCUAUGAGGAAGACCCAGAUGCAUCAGGGGAGAGACGUCUGUGUUCCUCAACCAUCUUGCCACCUCUUGAGAUCAGUGUAACAGAAGAGGAGCUAAGGCUGCUUAGGUCUUGUCAGGCAGAUUUACGGAAAUUGGGCCUGGAAGUGAAGUUCUCACAGGCAGCAGAUCCACAGGUAUUUGUGGGGAAGGUACCAUUGUGCUUCAUGGAAAAGGAGAGCAAUGAGCUAAGGCGAGGGAGACCAUCUGUUAUCAAGCCUAUAGUUGAGGAGUAUCUACGAGAGCAGAUUGAGUUACUCCGCUCAACUGGUAGAGUGAGAGGAACUUUGCCUCUCACUGUGCUGAAAGUGCUUGCCUCCCUAGCAUGUCACGGUGCCAUCAAAUUCAAUGACAGCCUGAGCAGAGAUGAAUGCCACAGCUUGGUAGCAUCCUUAUCCUCCUGCCAGCUGCCCUUCCAGUGUGCCCAUGGUCGUCCUUCCAUUGCUCCCCUUGUAGACAUCCUGCAUUUGGACAAAGACCAGAAGGAAUUACAGAAACCCAACCUCCAAAAGCUGAGAAGAAUGCAUAAAGCUUGGGAACUAUAUGGAAAUAGAUAAGUGGGUGUCUGUUUUAUGUUAAAUGUCUAAAUUAAAUUUAAAUUGUCAACAAAAUGAAUUCUAAUCCAUUAAAAAAAAACUCUUUAUUAAACAUGUCAUAAAUUAAUAACAUUUAGUUUUUACAUAUGAGGGACAUCACCCGUUACAUCACCAAGCACACAGAAAGAUUAAAUACUAAAAUCAAUGUUAAAUUGACAUUGAUGAAACGUGAUGCAUCAUCAGAAAAGUAGAAAAAGGCCCAUUGUAGUGACCACGUAAAUAUUCCAAAACUUGGAGUGCACUUGAUCAAGCUGUAUCCCUCAGGUUGUGCUUGAAAACACGUCCUUGCCUUGAAGAAUCUCUUAAAUAAAAUAAAAACCUGCCACACAGCCAGUGCAAUUAAAAACAGCACAUGGAGAUGAUGCUGAAGAGCAGCAAUCAUGCAUUGGUGGAACCUGUUUAAGGAAAUGGUGGCCAAAUAGUGUUAAAACUGUCAACCUUUUUUUAAACUGCUCAGUUAACUUGAUAGUUUCGGAGGCAACAAGCACUGGAGGAAACUGAGUUCAAACCCUUUUUCUGGCCCCACCCCAAACAACAGGUGAUUUUUUUCUGUUGUUAAAGACAACGCCUGCUACACAUGACACACUGGGAUGUGGCCAAAAAAUAAAUAAAUUUAAAUCCAUAGAAAACAGUGCAGUUGCAGUUUUCUGCCCCAAGGGCAAUUUGCUCUAUCCAUUUAGCAUUUGUGUCUUGCAUCUCUGUCCCUUGUUUCCUUAAGUAGUUAAAGUUAUUUGCGAUGGACUUCGACAGGUACUCAAAAUGUCUUAUCUUCGCCUCAAGGGGGGGUCAGUUUCUCCUCUUUUUUCAAUCGGUCAAAGAGGUUGCAACAGUCAUAUUUAUCAAACCUGUUUAGAUGCUGUGAUCUCUCUGCAUCAUCUUCCUGCCGUCACAAAGUUCAUCAUGCAUUGAAUUAUCAGAAAUAGCUUGGAUUCAAAUAUGUGUUAGUGGAUAUAACAAUAUUAACACUUAAUAGUUCUUUGCUUCCGCUAAUUAAGUUAUUUGACAGAACAUAUUUAGGCUUUUGCCAUCACUUGGAUAUCCCCAAUUAUGCAUCUUAAAAUAAUCUAAUAAUUUAUGUACUGUUUGUCCAUUUGAGUUGGAAUAUUCCCCUUUAUCACAAGUAGUUAAUUGAGAAAAAAAACAUGAUUUAUUUCUUACUAUUUUGAAUUAUUUAUUAUUCAGCGAGUGGAUCUGCUGUCUAAAAGCAAACAUUCAACUUUUUCUGUUGUGAAUGAAAACUUCUCCUUUGUGUACAACAUGUGGCCAAAAGAAUCAGUGAUAUGAGGAAAGACCCAACAUCUCAGUUAUCAACUCAGUGAAUCCCUUGGACUCCCUUAUAUUGAUAUCUUGAUAUGAGACUAGACAAGUGAUAUCAUGAUGUGUUUUAUUUCCUGACCUUAAAGGCUACAAAGUAAUAAAGUGACACAUGGUAUUAGACUCUUCCAUCAAAACGGUUUUACUUUUUUGGUGACCAGAUUAAUUUUAACUCUGACCACCCCUAAAAUAUCAAAUUAAUAAGAAAAGCUUCAUUGUACCCUUUUAAAUGAAAGGAAACACGAUGGGAGUGUUUACAUGACUAGCUGUAUUUAUUGCAGGAUGUAUUGACCUAAAGUGUUAUUUUUCAAUCACGCAUUUUUGGCAUGAAAAUACAGUAAACUCAUUGUUUCAUUCACAAACUCUCCCAUAGUAACAAACUAAUAAAGUCAGCCACAUGUUACAG